Diospyros lotus (date-plum) is the source of this 1724-nucleotide messenger RNA. Its product is annotated as wax ester synthase/diacylglycerol acyltransferase 4-like. The coding region runs from base 16 to 1443 and encodes 475 amino acids. Lineage: Eukaryota; Viridiplantae; Streptophyta; Magnoliopsida; Ericales; Ebenaceae. The transcript is spliced from 5 exons. Gene Ontology annotation, molecular function: long-chain-alcohol O-fatty-acyltransferase activity; diacylglycerol O-acyltransferase activity. Gene Ontology annotation, biological process: triglyceride biosynthetic process. Gene Ontology annotation, cellular component: plasma membrane. The record is from RefSeq and is a predicted model, not a curated record.
UAAGUAUAUAUACGUAUGGGGAACGUAUGGCUGGCCGAGAAGAAGAAGAAGAAGAAGAAGAAGAGAUUAUUUGGCUUUAUUAUCUACGACAGAGAGAGAUCAAUGGAGUCUGAGCCGGUGAGCCCAACGGGGCAGUACUUCAACAGCUCCGUCAUGUCCGUCUCCAUUUUCGCUGUUCUGGAAUUCGAAGCUCCCAUUGAUGACUCCCAAUUUCUCUCUCUUCUCAACAAUGUCUUCCUUCCCAUCAAUCCUCGGUUUUCCUCCAUCAUGGUUGGCGACAAGAAAGGGACCAAAAAAUGGAAGAGGGUUGAAGUGAAGCUGGAAGACCACCUCAAGGUGGCCCAUUUUCCCUCCGGCAUGUCCCCAGAAUUCUACGACAGCUGCUUCGACGACUAUUUGUCGACCAUAGCUCUGGAACAAUUUCCAUCUAGCCGGCCAUUAUGGGAGCUUCAUGUCGUCAAGUACGCCACCAGCAACGCCGCCGGGAACUUGGUGUUCAAGCUUCACCAUUCGCUCGGCGAUGGCUAUUCUCUGAUGGGGGCUCUUCUUUCCUGUUUGCAGAGAGCUGACGAUCCUUCUCUUCCAUUAACUUUUCCUUCGCUUCAAUCGAAUUCGAAGGAAAAAGGUGGGAAGAGCAUAAGCGUCCUCAAGUCAGUGCCUCGAGUUUUAUCUGGGCUUGCGAAUACUGUGCUGGAUUUGGGGCUUGGUUUCCUCAAGAGUAACUUUGUUGAAGAUGACCGGACGGCGAUCCGAUCAGGAGAAGAUGGAGUUGGGUCCCGACCGAUCACAAUAACCACUUUGACGUUUUCUCUUGAUCAGAUCAAACAAAUCAAAGCCAAGCUCGGAGUAACAAUAAACGAUGUGUUGGUGGGAACAGUGUUCUUGGGAACUCGACUGUACAUGCGAGCAGAAAGGCAAGAAGAGGGGAGUGCAGCUUCCACCGCGCUGGUGGUGCUGAACACCAGGGCCUUGGGUGGCGGCGACAAAUACAAAACGGUGAGCGAGAUGGUGAGCCCGAAAGUGGAGAUGCGAUGGGGUAAUCACUUCUCUUUCCUGAAUGUCCCCAUACCAAAGCUGACUCCCGCCGAGACCGAGUCAUCCAGCCCCAUAAGCUUUGUCAUGAAAGCUCAUCGCAUUAUCAAGACGAAGAAGAACUCGGCCGCUGCUUUCCUUACUGGUUUGCUAUUGGAGAAGAUGCGACAACUUAGAGGCUCCGAGGCAACAGCUCGAUAUAUUCACAAGACAGUUAAGAACUCAAGCAUGGUGAUAUCAAAUUUGAUUGGCCCAAUGGAGGAGAUUGCGCUCGCUAACCAGCCUAUUAGAGGAUUAUAUUUUGCUUUGGUCGGCGGUCCAGAGCUAGGUUGUUGGAAUAACAAUGAUGAGUUAUGUUGGAAAGCUAAGGGUGGCCAUCCGCAUGGAGAAGGGCUUCGUGGAUCCCCAUAAAUUCAGGUCUUGCAUUGAUAAUGCCUUCCACAUGAUACUUGAAGCUGCCAACUAAUUCCUUCAUAUAUAUAUAUAUAUAUAUAUGUGUGUGUGUGUGUGUAUAGAUAUAGUUGAUUUCCUUCACCCUUGAUUCCAACUUCUUCUGAUCUUUGCUGCAGUUUGGAUCCUUAAUUUAGGUCAUGCCCCUCUCCUAUUUUAAGACGCUUUGUAUUUUUAAUAUUUUUCGUUAUUUGUAAUUAUUGUCUAUCUCGGAUGUAUGAUGUUUCUUUUCAUUGUCUUUC